GCCGUCCGCAGCCUGUACUGCAUGAGAUCUUGCUUAUGUGCUGAAGUGGAAAGUAAUGACACCGACCAUUAAUGCCUUGUUAGGGUUAGUUACGUGUUGUAUGAUAAGAUAACCUACCCGGAUCGACUACUAAUGUCAGGUUUAACGCGGUGCUCCUUGAUUAUGAUUGUUCACGGUCUACUCGGCUUGUUUCUUAUGUUCUUACAAGGGUUUACCCGACCAGAAAGCCAGGUUUUCUUCUCUUCCUCAAAAGAUAGUCGUCCCCGCGUACAUCCAUCUAACCACUAGCACAGAUAUUUUCACUGACAUUCGCAAGAGCUUUUCGUCCUAGCAGACGUCCAUGAUGAGGCAACCGAUAGCCUACAUAGUAGAGUAUAUUUCAAAUCUCGCCUUAGAACAGCCUCAGA
Aspergillus alliaceus is the source of this 407-nucleotide messenger RNA. RefSeq lists its product as uncharacterized. The transcript has a single exon. NCBI's taxonomy places the organism in Eukaryota, Fungi, Ascomycota, Eurotiomycetes, Eurotiales, Aspergillaceae. The record is from RefSeq and is a predicted model, not a curated record. Bases 133 to 288 code for a protein of 51 amino acids.